Coccidioides posadasii C735 delta SOWgp is the source of this 405-nucleotide messenger RNA. Lineage: Eukaryota; Fungi; Ascomycota; Eurotiomycetes; Onygenales; Onygenaceae. The record is from RefSeq and is a predicted model, not a curated record.
AUGUUCCGAUCCGCUCUCAUCCGGUCUCUUCGAACCGUCUCCAUACCUCGUGCCGUGAGGAACUCUUCGACCGUCCGUCAACUCCCCAGAGCCUCUGCCAUUGUUCGGCAAUCCCAAUUCGCUCCGUGCAUCCCCUAUCAGGCUAUCCGAUCGUACUCUGCGCCAGCCGGCCUUAACCAGUCAGAGGUUGAGGGAAGAAUAAUCGACCUGCUUAGGAACUUUGACAAGAUUACUCCCACUUCGCACUUCACAAACGACCUUGGACUGGACAGCUUGGACACCGUUGAGGUUGUGAUGGCUAUUGAAGAGGAAUUCAGCAUUGAAAUCCCAGACAAGGAGGCAGACGCGAUCCACAGCAUCGAUCAAGCUGUUCAGUAUAUCCUUUCCCAGCCCGAUGGUUUGUAA